Molecule: messenger RNA, 3030 nt
Organism: Parasteatoda tepidariorum (common house spider)
Lineage: Eukaryota; Metazoa; Arthropoda; Arachnida; Araneae; Theridiidae
Source: RefSeq, a predicted model, not a curated record
UUAACCCUUAGCGCUAUCUAUGUUUAGAUUUAUACGGUCAACCAUCCAUUUAAAUGCGAUUUGAGACUGUAACUGUAUUUGCAGUCAAUGGUACUGUGGUGUUUUGAAAUCUGUUCUAGGUUUUCAGUUGAAUUGCCUUGUGAAAGAAUUUGAACCAAAAUGGAGGUAACACCAAAUAACCUUCAAACACUAGUGAAUUAUUUACAGCACACAUUAAAUCCUGCUCCUGAGAUACGAAGACCUGCUGAAAAAUUUUUAGAGAGUGUUGAAGGAAAUAAAAAUUAUCCUAUUCUUCUCUUGACUUUGGUAGACAAAGCUGAUGUAGAUCUCACCAUUAGAGUCGCUAGUGCUAUCACAUUUAAAAAUUAUGUAAAGAGAAAUUGGAGAAUUAUUGAAGACUCUGACAAUAAAAUUCAUGACUCUGAUCGAGAAAGUGUUAAAGGCCUUAUAGUUGGACUAAUGUUACGCAGUCCAGAACAAAUACAAAGGCAGUUGAGUGAUGCCGUCAGCAUUAUAGGCCGUGAGGAUUUCCCAGAGAAAUGGCCGAAUUUAAUUCAAGAAAUGAUUUCCUAUUUUAAGAGUGGAGAUUUUCACGCCAUUAAUGGAGUACUUCACACUGCACAUUCCCUUUUCAAAAGAUAUCGCUUUGAGUUUAAAUCACAGGCCCUGUGGACUGAAAUAAAGUUCGUGUUGGAUAACUUUGCCCAGCCAUUUACAGAUCUUUUUCAAGGUACAAUGCAACUAGUUGAAACAUAUGCAAAUGAUGCAAAUGCACUCAAGGUUAUCUUCAGCUCAUUGGUGCUUAUUGCUAAAGUAUUUUAUAGCUUAAAUUAUCAAGAUAUCCCAGAGUUCUUUGAAGAUAACAUGAAGAUUUGGAUGGAAAAUUUUCAUAAGCUUUUGACAGUGGAUAAUGCAUUGUUGAAAACAGGGGAUGAUGAAGAAGCUGGUCUUCUCGAACAAUUGAAAUCCCAAAUUUCUGAGAAUGUCUCAUUAUAUGCUCAGAAGUAUGAUGAAGAGUUUUCAGAAUAUUUACCUAAUUUUGUUCAUGCCAUUUGGUCCCUGCUUACUUCAACCGGCCAACAAGUUAAAUACGAUUUGCUGGUGAGCAAUGCUAUUCACUUCCUAUCAUCUGUAGCAGAUCGUGCAAAUUAUAAACAUUUGUUUGAAGCACCGGAUGUUCUCAGUUCCAUUUGUGAGAAGGUCAUCAUACCAAAUAUGGAAUUUCGAGAUUGUGAUGAAGAACUCUUUGAAGAUAAUCCUGAAGAGUACAUUCGAAGAGAUAUUGAAGGCUCUGAUAUUGAUACUCGUAGAAGAGCCGCUUGUGAUUUGGUGAAAGCUUUAGCCAAACAUUUUGAAGCCAACAUAACCAAAGUUUUUUCAGAAUAUGUCAAUGCAAUGCUCUUAAACUAUAACAAAGAUUCUAAACAGCACUGGAAAAGCAAAGAUGCAGCAAUAUAUCUUGUAACAUCAAUGACAGCCAAAGGUCAAACUGCUAAGCAUGGAAUUACUCAAACUAAUGACCUUGUAAAUAUUACUGAAUUUUUCAAUAGUCAGAUACUACCUAUGCUACAAUCUCCUGGUGUUGAUGAAUUUCCGGUGUUGAAAGCAGAUUCCAUUAAAUACUACUUAAUAUUUAGAACUAAACUUCCCAAGGAAGUGGUUCUAAGUACUCUGCCUAACAUAGUGAAUCUUCUUAAUGCAAAGAGCACCGUUGUCCAUACGUACAGUGCACAUGCUAUCGAGCGAGUUUUCACCAUGAAAGCUGAUGGUGGAGCCUCUUAUUUCAGUGCUGCGGAAAUACAGCCCUUGGCAGAACUUCUUUUAAAAAAUCUCUAUGCUGCUAUGGAACAUAAAGGCUCAUCAGAAAAUGAAUAUAUUAUGAAAGCUAUUAUGAGAACUUUUUCAAUGUUGCAAGAAGGUGUCAUUCCAUACUUAGGAACUUUACUCCCACAAAUGACUCUAAAAUUAACUGAAGUGUGCAAGAAUCCUAGUAAGCCUCAUUUCAAUCACUAUUUAUUUGAGACAUUGAGUCUGACAGUGCGCAUAGUUUGCAGAAAUAAUCGCCAGGCUGUCCUCCAGUUUGAACAAGCCCUCUUCCCUGUCUUCGAAAGUAUUUUGCAGCAAGACAUUCAGGGUAAUCACUUUUUAUUCAUAUGCACUAAUAUUGUUUUAAGCGAGAGGAAUAAUUUACAUAAAAUGAUAAGUGGUGUCCUUGGAGUUUUCCAAAAACUAAUUGCUUCGAAAACCAAUGACCAUGAAGGAUUUUAUAUACUCCAAAGAAUAAUUGAUAAAGUUCCUCCACAAACUCUAAAUGAAUAUUUGAAACACAUAUUUGUUCUUUUAUUUCAUCGACUUCAGAGCUCUAAGACUACAAAAUAUAUUAAAGGAUUAUUAGUAUUUUUCUUCUUGUUUUCCUACAAACUUGGCCCUCAAAAUCUUAUUCAACUUAUUGAUGGUAUUCAACCAAAGAUGUUUGCCAUGGUCAUUGAACGGGUGAUUAUUCCUGAUUUGCAAAAAGUGUCUGGAAAUAUUGAGAGGAAAAUUUGUUCCGUCGGAAUGAUCAAGAUAUUGACCGAAGUACCCGAAAUUACUGGAGGAAGCUACAGUCAAUUUUGGGCCCCAUUGCUUCAGGCGUUAAUUGGACUGUUUGAACUACCUGAAGAUGACAGCAUUGCAGAAGAUGAGCAUUUCAUAGAGGUGGAUGAAACUCCAGGCUACCAGAGUGCUUACUGUCAGCUCAUGUUUGCAGGAAAAUCUGAGCAGGACCCCAUCAAUGGAGCAAUGCCUGAUGCUAGAAUACAUCUAGCUCAAUGUUUGCACAAACUCUCUAUGAAUCAACCUGGGAAGUAUCCGGCCUUGAUAUCUUCAAGCAUUGCACCUGAAGCUGCUGCUCACCUGAGUAAAUAUCUGCAAGCUGCAAAUGUCACAUUGUCAUAACAAUUAGAUAUGUGAAAAGAACUCUGGCAUUGUAUAUAAACCAUUUGAUGUUUUCUUUUGUAAUUUUGAUUGCAAUUAAACUGUUAUGAUUGA